Molecule: messenger RNA, 3293 nt
Organism: Belonocnema kinseyi
Lineage: Eukaryota; Metazoa; Arthropoda; Insecta; Hymenoptera; Cynipidae
Gene: IP3K2
Product: inositol-trisphosphate 3-kinase B
Exons: 9
Coding region: 999-2888 (629 amino acids)
Biological process (GO): inositol phosphate biosynthetic process
Cellular component (GO): nucleus; cytoplasm
Molecular function (GO): inositol-1,4,5-trisphosphate 3-kinase activity; inositol tetrakisphosphate kinase activity
Source: RefSeq, a predicted model, not a curated record
CAAUCGGCGUAUCCGGUUAGUUUGUUCAAGUGAGAAAACUGUUUAGAACGUCAGUCGUGCACGUGGGUGUCAUCAGAGAACAUGAAAGCCAACUUACUCAGUCAGGCUAAGAAGAGCUUUCAGUUUAAACGUUUCAAUAAUAAAUAAAAUAUUGUAUUUCUCAUUUUUAGUACAGGUCUUCAAAGUGCACUGUGUUUUUUUAAAAAUAACUUUUUACUUAAAUUGUAUGUGACUUCCUGCCUUUGGAUUAAUCUGAAAAUGCUUAAUGUCACAUUUAUAGAAAUUGUUGCAGCAGGAAUUCCUCCCCCAGGGGAUCAUGGGAAAACACCUGUUGCUAAUUCGUGGCGGGAAAAGCUCUCUCAGUUUGAAAAUUUCAAUGUCGAUCCCAUCUCUCCUGGACUACUUGAAAGUUUGGAAUUUCGAAAAACCAGGACUGACUGACGAUCUCCAGAUCUAAGGGAACGGAAGUCCCGCACUCUUGAAUUUAUCAUUAAUCAGCAAGUGAACACCCUACAGUGAUGUUAUAAACUUAGAAACGGUUGGAAUUCGUAAUGGCUGCCGGUGCCGUCGGCAAGCGUCGGUUUUUCGGCUUUCAACUUUUCAGUACGGGAUGUGGAUGUCAUGUUCGUUGUUUUUGAAUGCGAAGAAGUGUCGUUUGGGGACGAUCGGCUAAAAAGGCAAUGCGUGAGGAGUGCACUAAUUGUUUCGAGUCGAUUUAUCCAUUUCGCGUCUAAAGAGGGCGUCAAGUAGCUGCUCGCCUACCGAGCCAGAAAAUCGAGGACACGAGUGCUCUGGGUAGACGAGCCCAGGAGUCUCGCAAAAGAUCAUCCUCGACCUUGUCCUCCUCGGCGAGGGAUCUUCAAUCUUGAAAACUGCUUCCCAAACGAGCGACGAGAAUCGAUUUCAAUAUAGCAGGGGUAAAAAGAUAUCGACUCUUUCUGAUUAAUUAUGACAAAGAAUAAUAAUGACCACUGUACCAUGAUUCAUCAAUAUACGACAUGAAGUCACAGAAUACUUUUCAAACUCAGGAAAAACGAAACAACAUGGUAGACCAGACCGAGGAGGCUAACGAAAAAUACGACGAGUUCGAUACAGUUAAAAUGCCAAUUGUAAGAUCGCUCAGUAAGAGUCCGCUAAGUGAUGAAGGGAUCGAAACUGAUUCGGAAAGAAAAAGAGCAAUGAUGGGACGUUGCUGGAGUUUGGAUUCGGCUGUUCCAAGCGAUGAGGAUAUUUCCCAAGGUGUUCAACAGAGCAGGCAAAAUAAACUGCAAGUUACGAGAUGUUGCAGUUCGGACAGUGCUGUUCUCAGUGAUGAUGAUCAAGUCAAAGGAUGGGAUAAUACAAUUUUGGGUGACAAUGUGGAUUACGAAUCGAAUGAAGGAAGGCCAAGAUACUGGAGGACUCCCAGCGUUGUAGUGAGCGAUUACUCCGACUAUUCGUACAUUGAUGAGAGAUUCGAAAGAAGUGAUCCUGAUUUAGAAAAGUUUGAAGGACACAGCGGAACUCCAAGUCAAGCAAGCAGCUGCUCUUGCCUUGACUGUGAUGAGAUUCGAGAAUUUCGGGAAGACAAUCAUCUCCUUCAAGUUUGCCGGCACAGGCGUCACUCCGAUUCCUGCUGUCUCUGCAUUAGUCCCACGUGUGCCCCUUCUUCGAGGAAUCUUCACGAGAAUGGGACCAGAAGAAAUUCCUGUUUUGGAUCAUCGAGCCCCUAUCUGACGAAGCUGCAAGAAGCUAAUCAGGGCGCGGAUUAUGAACAGAUUUCUUCGGAUCAGGAGAAAUCUUCUGUCGCUUUUUUGAACAUCCCUCCGGUGCGAAAAAUUUCUGACUGUUCCACAAACUCUAGUCUCAGCGGAGAUGAAUUUGAGGUCACUGAACUGCAUCCGGUGAAACCUUCAAAGACUUCAGGAUGGAGGAAGCUCAGAAAUAUUGUUCACUGGACGCCCUUCUUUCAAACUUACAAGAAACAACGUUAUCCAUGGGUUCAGUUGGCAGGACACCAGGGAAAUUUUCGAGCAGGUCCAACUCCAGGAACGAUUCUAAAAAAACUUUGUCCCCAAGAAGAAGCAUGCUUCAAAUUAUUGAUGCACGACGUUUUGAGGCCUUAUGUACCUGAAUUCAAAGGAGUUCUAGAUGUUCGGGAAUCAGAGGAAAGAACUCAACCGGAUCCAGAUUCGGUUGUGACGAGGGAAGGCGAAACGGAAGUGGAUAAAAGGACAAUCAUAUCUUCGUAUCUGCAACUUCAAGACCUUUUGGGCGACUUCGAACAGCCUUCUGUUAUGGACUGCAAAGUUGGAGUCCGAACUUACCUAGAAUCAGAGCUCGCCAAAGCCAAAGAAAGACCUAAGUUGCGUAAGGACAUGUACGAAAAAAUGGUACAAAUCGAUCCUUCCGCCCCAAGUGCCGAAGAACGUAGAGUUCAAGGAGUCACAAAACCCCGAUACAUGGUUUGGCGAGAAACAAUUUCCAGUACAGCGACUCUUGGUUUUCGAGUCGAAGGCAUCAAAUUAGCGCAUGGUGGUUCUUCAAAAGACUUCAAAACGACAAGAACUCGAGAGCAGGUAAGCGAGGCGCUAAAGCGAUUCGUCGACGGCUAUCCUCACGCAGUUCCAAAGUACCUCCAACGCUUGAAAGCGAUUCGAGCAACUUUAAAAGCUUCGUCGUUCUUCGCUUCUCAUGAAGUUGUCGGCUCGAGUCUUUUAUUCGUCCACGACUCGCGGAACGCUGGAGUUUGGAUGAUUGAUUUUGCGAAAACGCUGCCCUUGCCGCAGCACUUGCCUCAAAUUUGCCACGACGCCGAGUGGCAAGUUGGCAAUCACGAGGACGGCUAUUUAAUUGGUGUCAACAAUCUCAUAGACAUUUUCGAAGACAUCCGAAACUCCGAGACGUAAUUUACUUAAAAAAAAAGAAACUGCCAGAGAACCUCACCGAUUGGGGGGAACAGUGGACCAAUCCAGAUCUUCGAUACCGAAAUUAGUAUAAAUGACUUUCUCUAAUUUGAUUACGAAUUCAAAGAAUUCAGUAUGGUUGACGACAAUCUACGUAAAAAGUGGACGUACAAAGUAAUGACGUAGGUGAUAAACACUGCGAGAAAGUAUUUCAGGAAAGAACAUUUUUCGUAAUUUGUCAAUCACAACGAGAAACAGACCAAAGACGCGGUGGCUUUUUGCUGCCAAGAAAUCCACAACUGUGUAUUAAAAGCAGGGUGUCUACUCAAAUCCUGAAAAAAAAAUUCCUGGCAAUUCCAGUUUUUUUUUCUAGAUAUAUAUAUAUAUAUAUAUUUUUUUUUUUUUUAA